AUGUCGGCAGUCGCCCAACAAACCUGUAAUCACUUCUCUGGUGAGCUACGCCAGGUAGCCGCCGCCGCCGCUGCGGUGGCGUCGCGUUCGUCGCCACUACCAGUGAAUCUAUCUGAGGUUAAGAAUGUGUGUCCCUUCGUGGCUAGAACCAAGGGGAUGCCCGACAAGAGCGCGGUUGAGACUUUUGCCGGUCUCUGCCCAGUGAUGUCGGUGGUUGAGAAACCUGUCCUCAUACAUAACGAUCUUGAUGAGGGUGUUGUGAAGAAGUCUCUGGUGACGAGAGUGGCCGAUAAGAUGUACGAGACUAAGUUUGAGUACAACAUUGAGAAGCUGAAGCGAGAAGGGAGGUAUCGUUACUUUGCUAAUCUACAGAGACAUGUUGGCACUUUCCCCAAGGCGACAUUCCGUGGUCAGAACGACGAGGCGGGCGUUCCUAGAGAGGUCAUGGUCUUCUGUUCGAACGACUAUCUUGGUAUGGGUCAGAACNNNNAUCAUCAGCAUCAUAUUGUUUAG
This is a messenger RNA of Perkinsus marinus ATCC 50983, 513 nucleotides long. RefSeq lists its product as hypothetical. Bases 1 to 513 code for a protein of 170 amino acids. The transcript has 2 exons. The record is from RefSeq and is a predicted model, not a curated record. NCBI's taxonomy places the organism in Eukaryota, Perkinsozoa, Perkinsida, Perkinsidae.